Pungitius pungitius (ninespine stickleback) is the source of this 4766-nucleotide messenger RNA. RefSeq names its product structural maintenance of chromosomes 4 (gene smc4). Gene Ontology annotation, biological process: mitotic chromosome condensation. The coding region runs from base 737 to 4618 and encodes 1293 amino acids. The transcript is spliced from 24 exons. Lineage: Eukaryota; Metazoa; Chordata; Actinopteri; Perciformes; Gasterosteidae. Gene Ontology annotation, cellular component: chromosome; condensin complex. Gene Ontology annotation, molecular function: ATP binding; protein binding; ATP hydrolysis activity. The record is from RefSeq and is a predicted model, not a curated record.
GGAUUUUACGUUGUUCGCGCAAAUUAAGCGCCCGUUUCAAUUCAGACCAAGUCGCGUUUACUUUGAGUACAGUUGACGUUACAGUGUCGCGUGAACGUUAUAGCUCCUCGGCGCAGACGUCUACUAGUUAGCCGUCGCGUUAGCUUCAUCGUUAGCAUUGAGGUGUUGUUUUACAUCAGCUAGUUACCGUUAGCAACCGCCGCUAACUUAACGACUUUAGCAAACUGGAGGAGAAAAAAAUCCAGUAACGUGGCAUCUUUUCGCCAACGCCAAGCUGCGGUAGCGUUACUACUGUCCUGAGCAGGCGUAACGUUCGUUAUAACGCAGUGAACGUCCGUUAUUUGUCAAACUAUAUCUUAAAUUGAAGUUAGUCUCCAUUUGGGAUUUCAAUGGGCUUUCCUACUAGCGAUGUUGACUUCUAGGUUGGCUCAUCUAAUCGAAACCGCCGUCAUCAACGUAGGAGUUUAACGUGUUAGAGCACUAAAGUGAAGAUCGGCGUCAGGCUCGUGAUACCGAAGUCUUCGCCGUCGACCAGGAAGCCCGUUUAGUGAGAAACAUGUCGCAUGUUACACCGCAAAGAAUGAAGCCAUCUGCGUGUUCACUUUAUUUUCCGCUCUCCUCGUCAUUGCGAGGGUUCAUUAACCGUCCGACUCCGAGGCGCGAAUCAAACGCCUCGGGUGCACAGUGGUGGGGGGUGUAACGUUAACGGAAACCAUUCUGUCACAGAUUUCAAACCAUGCCCUCCAAAACUGCGAAGAGCUCCACUGCCAAGCCGAGAGGGAAAGGGUCGCAGCCCCGCGAUGACUCCGGAGACGAGCUGGAUGGAACCCCUCAAGAAACCGACCCCAGCGGCCAGGAGGACGCACGGCCGACCACCGAUCCGUCCCAAGGGGAGGCGGUUGAUAACCGAAGUUUGGAGGAGAUUCUCGGCAGCAUCCCCCCACCCCCGCCCCCAGCGAUGACCAAUGAGCCGGGCGCUCCUCGCCUGAUGAUAACACACUUGGUCAACCGCAAUUUCAAGUCGUACGAAGGGGAGAAGGUUCUGGGGCCUUUUCACAAGCGCUUUUCAUGCAUCAUUGGUCCAAAUGGGAGUGGGAAGUCCAAUGUGAUCGAUUCAAUGCUCUUUGUGUUUGGCUACAGAGCUCAAAAGAUCAGAUCAAAAAAGCUCUCAGUGAUGAUUCACAGCUCCGAUAAACAUAAAGAUGUGCAAAGCUGUACCGUGGAGGUGCAUUUUCAGAAGAUAAUUGAUAAGGAAGGAGAUGAAUACGAAGUCAUCCCAAACAGCAAGUUCUAUGUUUCCAGGACGGCAAACAAAGACAAUUCUUCAGCCUACUAUAUCAAUGGCAAAAAAGCCACAUUCAAAGAGGUGGGGGCUUUACUCCGCAGCCAUGGCAUUGACCUGGACCACAAUAGAUUUCUGAUCUUACAGGGCGAGGUGGAGCAGAUUGCCAUGAUGAAGCCUAAAGGACAGACGGAGCAUGACGAGGGCAUGCUGGAGUACCUGGAGGACAUCAUCGGCUCGUGUCGCCUCAAGGAUCCGAUCCUCACCCUGUCACGCCGCAUAGAGCUGCUCAAUGAGCAGAGGGGAGAGAAGCUAAACCGAGUGAAGCUAGUGGAAAAGGAGAAGAAUUCUCUGGAGGGAGAAAAGAACAAAGCUGUGGAGUUUCUCACUCUGGAAAAUGACAUCUUCAAACACAAGAGUCAGCUCUGCCAAUAUUAUGUUCAUGAUCUGCACAAGCGUGUUGUAGAUAAAGAGCAGGAGAAGCAGAAGAUCUUGGAGGACACCAAGGAACUAACUGAGAAAAAUGCAAAGAUAUCGCAAGAGACAGAGAAAAUGAACCAAGAGCUCAAAAAUGUGGAGAAGAAACAAAAUAAACUCAACAAGUACAUUGAGACCCAGAAGGAGAAGUUCACACAGCUGGACCUGCAGGACGUUGAAGUGCGUGAGAAGAUUAAGCACUCCAAGAGCAAGAACAAGAAACUGCAGAAGCAGCUGGAAAAGGACAAAGAAAAGCUGGAGGAAGUGCGCGGUGUACCAGCCAGCAGCGAAAAGGCCAUCUCUGAGGCGACGGCACGCAAGGAAGAGCUGGAGAAGCAGAAGGUGAAGGAAGAGAAAAAACUUGAGGCGGUGAUGGAGAGUCUCAAGGAGGAGACCAGCGGUUUGCAACAGGACAAAGAGACCAAAGAGAAGGAGCUGAUGGAGCUCAGUAAGGCUGUGAAUGAGACCCGGUCCCGCAUGGACCUGGCUCAGUCGGAGCUGGACAUCUACCUCAGCCGCCACAACACCGCUCUGACGCAGCUCAACACGGCCAAGCAGACACUGCAGACCACUUCUGACACGCUGCGUGAGCGCCGUGCAGCCAUCAAAGACUUGGAGGUCAAGAUACCUCAGAAAGAACAGGAGCUCAAAAAGGAUGAAGUAGCGCUGGAGCAGCUGAUGAAGAUGGAUAGUGAGACCAGGGAGGUGGUGAGCCAAAUUAGGCAGAAGGUGGAUGAAGCGAAGAGCUCGCUGUCCUCCAACCGCAGUCGAGGAAGAGUCCUGGAUGCUCUCAUGCAGCAGAAGAAGAGCGGCAGGAUCCCUGGAAUCUUUGGAAGAUUGGGAGACCUUGGAGCCAUUGAGGAGAAGUAUGAUGUGGCCAUUUCGUCUAGUUGUGGCGCCUUAGAUAACAUUGUCGUGGAUACCAUUGACACAGCUCAGAAAUGUGUCAUGUUCCUUAAAGAGCAAAACAUUGGGUUUGCCACCUUCAUUGGACUGGACAAGAUGAAGGUGUGGGAGAAAAACAUGGCUCCCAUUCGCACUCCGGAUGACUGCCCUCGUCUCUUUGACAUGGUGCGUGUGAAAGAUGAGAAUGUGCGGCCCGCCUUCUACUUUGCCCUGCGGGACACCCUGGUGGCCGAGGACAUGGAGCAGGCCACAAGGAUGGCCUUCCAGAAAGAGAGGCGCUGGAGAGUGGUCACCCUGAAGGGGCAGAUCAUCGAGAUGGCUGGAACCAUGACCGGAGGAGGAAGAGCGCUGAAGGGCAGGAUGGGCUCCUCUAUUGGUGCAGAGGUCUCCCAGGAGGAGCUCAACCGUAUGGAGAGCAGGCUGAAUGAGAAAGUGUCGAAGCUGCACGACUGCCAGGAGAAGAAGUUGCAGCUGGAGGAGAACGUCCAGCAGCUGCGACGACUGCUCCGAGACAUGAAGAACACCCAGGAGAAAUACGCCAACAGCAUGACCAGUCUCGCUGAUCAGGAGGCUCACUUGAAACUUCAGAUCAAGGAACUUGAGGCCAACGUGCUGGCUGCCGCCCCAGACAAGGCCAAACAGAAACAGAUGGAAAAGAGCCUGGAGGCCUUCAAGAAAGACUAUGACGCGGCGUCCAUCACGGCUGGGAAGGUGGAGAACGAGGUGAAAAGGCUCCACACCCUGAUCGUAGACAUCAACAGCCACAAGCUGAAGGCUCAGCAUGACAAGCUGGACACGGUCAACAAGGGGCUGGAUGACUGCUCCUCCACCAUAACCAAGGCCAGAGUGGCCAUAAAGACAGCCGACCGCAACCUGAAGAAGUGUGAGGAGAGUGUGACUCGUGUGCAGGGGGAGAUGGAGGAGAAUGACAAAUCCAUGACUGAGCUCACUGAGCAGCUGAAGAAACUGGAAGACGAGGCUGGGGAGGUCAUGAAGGCCUGUCAGGAGGCGGAGGCGGCGCUCCCCGAGGUGCAGCAGCAGUACCAGGCGGUGCUGAAGGAGAUCAAGGUCCUGCAGCAGCAGGAGCACGCCAUGCAGGAGGAGUCCCUCAGCGUCCGGCUGCGCAUCGAACAGAUCGAGACCACCAUGGCCGAGCACAGCAACAAGAUCAAGCACUGGCAGAAAGAGGCCACCAAGUUGUCCCUUCACUCUGUUGAGGGAGAGCCGGCCGAGGGACUUCCUGUCUUUACUGCCGACGAACUCGCAGCAAUCUCCAAUCCCAACGUCAUCAUCAACAAGAUGAUGACCCUGGAGACCAAGAGUGCCCAGAUGAAGCCCAACCUGGGGGCCAUCGCAGAGUACAAGAAGAAGGAGGAGCUGUACCUGCAGCGCGUGGCGCAGCUGGACGAGAUCACCACAGAGAGGGACCAGUUCAAACGCGGCUACGAGGACCUGCGCAAACAACGCCUCAACGAGUUCAUGACCGGAUUCAACAUGAUCACAAACAAGCUGAAGGAGAACUACCAGAUGCUCACACAGGGUGGCGACGCGGAGCUGGAGCUGGUGGACAGUUUGGACCCCUUCUCCGAGGGAAUCAUGUUCAGUGUGCGUCCUCCAAAGAAGAGCUGGAAGAAGAUCUUUAACCUGUCAGGAGGGGAGAAGACCCUGAGCUCCUUGGCGUUGGUGUUUGCCCUGCACCACUACAAGCCCACGCCGCUCUACUUCAUGGAUGAGAUCGAUGCCGCUCUUGACUUCAAGAACGUCUCCAUUGUGGCCUGUUACAUUUAUGAGCAAACAAAGAAUGCUCAGUUCAUCAUCAUCUCCCUGAGGAACAACAUGUUUGAGAUCGCUGAUCGUCUCAUCGGCAUCUACAAAACUCACAACACCACCAAGAGCGUGGGAAUCAACCCCAAGACCAUCACAUUCAAAGAGCACCAAGCCAUGACCGCCUAAUCCUCAGGGGACUCACUUUGCUGCUUUACUUCCCCUCAUUAUGUAAAUAUUUGUUCUCUCUUGGUAUUGUCUUAAUGUAAUGCUGCUAUUCUUUAUUAUGUACUUUUUACUAUCUGAACCAAUAAAUGUUUUUCAGUCACUGAAUUUA